UCCAUUUUUCCUUCAGAAACCCUGAUGGAUACGAAGUGGGUGACGUCCGAGUUGGCGUGGACGGCUCAUCCAGAGUCCGGGUGGGAGGAAGUCAGCGGUUACGACGAGGCCAUGAACCCCAUCCGAACGUACCAGGUGUGCAAUGUGCGGGAGGCCAAUCAGAACAACUGGCUCCGUACUCAGUUCAUCCAGCGCCAGGACGUCCAGCGAGUCUACGUGGAGCUGAAAUUCACUGUACGGGACUGUAACAGCAUCCCCAACAUCCCGGGCUCCUGCAAAGAGACCUUCAAUCUCUUCUAUUACGAGUCGGAUACAGAUUCUGCCUCUGCCUCUAGCCCCUUCUGGAUGGAAAACCCCUACAUCAAAGUGGAUACAAUUGCCCCCGAUGAGAGUUUCUCCAAGCUGGAGUCUGGCCGCGUGAACACCAAGGUGCGCAGCUUUGGGCCUCUCUCCAAGAAUGGUUUUUACCUGGCCUUCCAGGACCUGGGCGCCUGCAUGUCCCUCAUCUCUGUCCGCGCUUUCUAUAAGAAAUGCUCCAACACCAUUGCUGGCUUUGCUGUUUUUCCGGAGACCUUAACUGGGGCUGAGCCCACUUCUCUGGUCAUUGCCCCAGGGGUCUGCAUCCCCAAUGCAGUGGAAGUGUCUGUGCCCCUGAAGCUGUACUGUAAUGGAGAUGGGGAGUGGAUGGUACCAGUUGGAGCCUGUACGUGCGCUGCUGGAUAUGAGCCUGCCAUGAAAGAUACCCAGUGCCAAG
Molecule: messenger RNA, 754 nt
Organism: Terrapene triunguis (Three-toed box turtle)
Lineage: Eukaryota; Metazoa; Chordata; Testudines; Emydidae
Product: ephrin type-B receptor 3-like
Exons: 2
Biological process (GO): protein phosphorylation; cell surface receptor protein tyrosine kinase signaling pathway; axon guidance
Cellular component (GO): membrane; neuron projection
Molecular function (GO): ATP binding; protein binding; transmembrane-ephrin receptor activity
Source: RefSeq, a predicted model, not a curated record